GCGGGCUUCAUUCCAGGCUUACGAAACUUCCCUUGCAAGCUACCGAGGGAGCACUCGCCGCCCCAUUCCUUUUUCUUUGUAUUCAACGGCAGCUCAGAGAGAGAGAGAGAGAGAGAGAGAGAGAAAGGCACACAGCACAGCCGACACUCCCUUCAGUGUGACGGCGUACCCCGCAGACAUUGCGCAAGGUGCUCCCCAGAUCGCCUCGACAUUCUUUCUCCUCCAUCUCGUCCUGUGCGACCCCGACAAACGACUGGUCCCACGGCGAACUCAUCCACCCUUAGCCGCCACUGCGCGUCAACCCCCCCCCCCCCCCCGGGAAAACAGCCCACCAUGCCUUCCACAAGGCGGCUGCGGCUGCUCUUUAUAGGUGUCAUUGCUGCAGUUGUCAUAACCCUUGUCUAUACAUCCCAGCUUAGAGCAUCAGAAGAGGUAGACAGCAGGACAUUCAACGACUUCUGGAAGAAGACAAGAGAGGGCCUCGACAAAGCACAUGGUGAGGGUGCAGCCCAGGCAGUGUCCAAUACAAACAAGGGUACAGGCAGCUCCAAAAGUGAGGAGGAGGACGACGCGCAGCUGGCCAAGGACAUGCGGGCACGCCUGGAGGCUGCUGAGCAGAAGGCAAAGGACUCAGCCAAUGCCAAGGUGAUGAAGCCUGAGAAGCCAGAGCAGGUCAUUGGGGUGGGCAGCUCAGCAGGUGGCCAGAAGAAGCUGUCUGGCGACAAGGCUGGUGGGGAUAGCGCUGGGAACAAGGAGACGGAGGAGGAUCAUCAGGUCGAGACGACCCUCAACGAGAUCCUCAAGAAGUCUCCUGUGAUCAUCUUCUCCAAGACAUAUUGUCAAUACUCCAAGAGGGCCAAGGCUGUAUUGCUUGACAAAUACAACAUCACCCCUGAGCCCUACGUUGUUGAGCUCGACAUACACCCCCUGGGCAAGCAGAUACAAGAGAAGCUGGGCAAAAUGACCAGCCGGACAACCGUACCGAACAUCAUCAUCAAUGGCAUAAGCAUCGGCGGCUCUGAUGACAUCCUCGCCAUGGACCAGAAGGAUGAGCUUGUGGACAAGAUCCGAACACUUGGGUCUGUAGGAGGAAAGAGUCUUGAGGUCAAAGACCGCGUUAAGGAAAUAUGAGUAGUCAAGAAGGCGAAACGCAACACACAAAAAGUCUCUACACUGCUUCAAUGUUUGUCCUCACAACAUGCACUCCUGCAAUCAUUUCUGGUCAAUUUUGUUGUUGUGGCUCCGGGUUUCUCAUGAUUGCAAACAACCCUGUCCGAAUCACAGUCUUCUCUUUCUAUCGUUUAAUGGCAUUUAUCAAUGCCUCUGCAAUACGAACAAGAAUCCUCAG
Messenger RNA from Cryphonectria parasitica EP155, 1348 nucleotides. Its product is annotated as glutaredoxin. Lineage: Eukaryota; Fungi; Ascomycota; Sordariomycetes; Diaporthales; Cryphonectriaceae. Gene Ontology annotation, cellular component: Golgi lumen; cis-Golgi network; fungal-type vacuole. Gene Ontology annotation, biological process: cellular response to oxidative stress. Gene Ontology annotation, molecular function: glutathione disulfide oxidoreductase activity. Bases 334 to 1131 code for a protein of 265 amino acids. The transcript has 3 exons. The record is from RefSeq and is a predicted model, not a curated record.